AUGUUUAAUAAAUUAAAAAAACCAAUUAUUAAUAGUAAUAAUAAUCAAAAUAGUCAAAAUAAUAAAGAAAGUAUUAAUACAAGUGAAGAGAAAAGAGAGAGUAGUGGUAUUAAUGGUGUCGUUAAUAAUCUUUUUAAUAGAAAAACAGUACCAUUAAAUAAUAACCCAAAUGUAAAUGCAAAUAAUGUACAACCAAAACCAACUAUUUUAAGUCAAACUACAGAUGUAUCAUCAAUAUUAAAUUUUGAACCAUUAAGAGAACAAUAUAAAUUAAAUUUUAUUGAUGCAUUAGAUUUUAUAAGGAAUGAACAAUCAUUAAUUAAUAAUUUAAAUUUAAUUAAUAAUUCAACACCUCCAAAUUUAUCACCAAAUUUAUCAUCUCAAAAUAAUCAAAAUAAUAAUAAUCAAAAUAGUACAAAUUAUAAUAAUAUUUUAAAUAAUAAUAAUAUUAGUAGUAAUAAUAAUAAUAAUAAUAAUAAUAAUAAUAAUAAUAAUAAUAAUAAUAAUAAUAAUAAUAAUAAUAAUAAUUUAACAUCAUUAAUUAUUGAUUCAAAAAUUAUUGGAUUAAUGAAUUUAUUUUUAGAUCCAAUAUUUUUAAAACAAAAUGGUAUUGAUAAAAUUUAUGAAUUAAAAUCAGGUAAAUUAGAAACUGAAUCAAAGAACAUAAUUUAUUUAAUUAGACCAAAUGUAAAGUAUAUGAAUUUCAUAUCAGAACAUAUUAGAGGUCAUUUAUAUGAUUAUGUUAAAAAGAAUUAUUCAAUGAUUUAUAUACCAAAAGUAGAUCCAAUUUGUGAUUCAAUAUUAGAGGAACAAGGUGUUUAUGGUAAUUUUUCAACGAUUACAUCAAUGUCAAUGGAUUUAAUACCAUUGGAUAAUGAUGUACUAUCAUUUGAAUCACCAAAUUCCUAUAGAGAAUAUUUAAUGGAGAAUAAUAAAUCGAUUGCAUAUGAUAUAUCAAAAUCAGUAAUGAAACUUCAAUCGAUAUUUGGUUUAAUUCCAACAAUUAAAGGUAAAGGUAAAGUUUCAAAGCUAAUCGUUGAAACUCUAUCAAGACUUAGAAAUGAAAAACAAAGAGAUUUAAAUCAAAAUAAUCAAAAUUCAAUUAGAUCUUUAGAAAUUUCAAAAGAAAUUGAUUCAAUUAUGUUUAUUGAUCGUGAUAUUGAUUUAAUUACACCAUUAUGUACACCUCUAACAUAUGAAGGUUUAAUUGAUGAAUAUUUUUCAAUUAAUAAUAAUAUUUUAUUAAUUGAUAGUCAAAUUUUAAAUGAUAGUAUUUCAUCACAACAAAAUAAUAAUCAAAAUAAUAAUCAAAAUAAUAAAAGAAAUAAUAAUAAUAAUAGUGGAUCAAUGUAUUAUAAUAAAAAAUCAUCAUUUCCAUUACAUAGUGGUGAUAAAAUAUUUUCACAAGUUAGAGAUAUGAAUUUUUCAAGUUUAAUGGGACCAGGUGGUGUAUUAAAUUCAAAAGCUAAACAACAAUAUUAUGAUGAAAAGAAACAAUUAACUGGAUCAGAAAGUUUAACAGCAUUACGUGAUUUAAUGAAACGUGUAAACUCUAGUAAGCAAGAGGAAUUUUGUUUACAUGUUCAUGUUGGAAUUGCAGAGAAAAUUCAUGAAAUUACUGCAUCAACUUAUUUUCAAAAUAGAUUAGAUUGUGAACAAAAGUUAUUAUUAGGUUCAGAUGAUAUUUAUUUAGCCGAUAGAUAUAUUCAAGAAUGUAUCACUAUUAAAGAUCCAAUUUUAAAAGUACUUAGAUUAUUAUCAUUGUAUAGUUUAACUAAUAAUGGUUUACCAUUGAAUGAUUAUGAAUUCAUUAAAUCUAAAAUCAUCUCAAACUAUGGCAUAGAAUGGUUAAUUCAAUUAUCACAACUUGAAAAAGUUGGUCUUAUUCAAAUUAGAAAAUCAGAUUCAAAACCAAUUGGUAAUUUUCAACAAAUUAAAGAGGAUUUAAAUUUAAUAAUUGAUGAUGUCAAUGAAAUUGAUCCUUCUGAUUUCUCUUACGUUUACUCUGGUUAUGCUCCACUAUUAAUUAGAUUGGUUCAAUAUUCUUUACCAUCUUCUAAAACUGGUUGGAAAUCAAUUGAAAAUACUUUAAAAUUAUUACCUGGUCCAAUUUUUGAUGAAAAUCAAUUAUUCUUUUUAAAUAAUAAUAAUAAUAAUAAUGGUAGUGGUAUAGUUCAUUCUGGUUCUGCGCCUUCAAUUGCAUCACUUUCUUUAAAUAAUGAUGAAAAUGAAAAUUAUGAUUAUGAUGAUGAUAAUAAUAAUAAUCAUAAUAUAAAUAAUAAUAAUAAUAAUAAUAUAAAUAAUAUAAAUAAUAAUACAAAUAGUAAUAAUACACCAAUUUCGUCAAGUGGUUCUCCUGGUACAUUAAAUACUGAUGUUACAAAUAAUAGUAAUAAUAUAAAUUCAAUAGAAAAAUCAGGUGUUUCAAUGGUAUUUUUUGUUGGUGGUGUUACUUUUUCAGAAAUUUCAGCUUUAAGAUUUUUGGGUAAACAAACUAAUAAGAAGUUUAUUAUUUUAACAACAAAAUUAAUUAAUGGUGAUUCAUUGAUUCAAAGUUUUUUAGAUCCUCUUGGUUAA
Dictyostelium discoideum AX4 is the source of this 2577-nucleotide messenger RNA. Its product is annotated as Sec1-like family protein. Gene Ontology annotation, biological process: vesicle-mediated transport. The transcript has a single exon. The record is from RefSeq and is a predicted model, not a curated record. The coding region runs from base 1 to 2577 and encodes 858 amino acids. Lineage: Eukaryota; Evosea; Eumycetozoa; Dictyosteliales; Dictyosteliaceae.